This is a messenger RNA of Suillus clintonianus, 1372 nucleotides long. RefSeq lists its product as uncharacterized. The coding region runs from base 109 to 1341 and encodes 410 amino acids. The transcript has 5 exons. NCBI's taxonomy places the organism in Eukaryota, Fungi, Basidiomycota, Agaricomycetes, Boletales, Suillaceae. The record is from RefSeq and is a predicted model, not a curated record. Gene Ontology annotation, biological process: positive regulation of mitochondrial translation.
GUACUCUGUUGCCGGUGGACGUCACCGAGUCGGCUUUGUAGCUCAUUCGAUUCCACAUUCAUAACUUAAGGCUUCAGCUUUGAGUUUGCACUUAUCCCCCAUCUCUACAUGAACGGUUUCUACAGAGCACUGAGGACUACCAAUAGUCUCCACACGAACUUGCGCUCAUGCUCCAAUCACCCUACUCUCGCGUCUGCAGCAUUACAUCGUAACCAUUGGUUCUUCAAUGCCCGUGCUUUCUCAGCUUCUGUGGACGUGGAGCCUUCAGAAACACCAAAACACAAACCGAAAGCUAGCACACCACUUCGUCGUAGUGCAUCUGCAUCGAUACCCAUUCGCUCUAACCCGACGCCUACUCGAAGUUCUAUCAGGCCUGUGUUAACUCUUGCAACAGCAGAACGCUACUUAUUGUCAAGACUACGCUCCCGUCUUCCGGAUGCUCAGACACUUCACGAUGCCUGGUGGGUUCCACACUGGGGUGACGGGGGUGAAAUUUUUGUCUUCUCGAAUGGAAGUGUUGUGUGCUGGGGUCUUGGAGAGGGAGAAGCGCGACGUUUUGCACGAGAAGUCCUUGCCCCUUGUGAAGUUGGACGGUUAAAGGAUCCAGAGACAGAGGAACUGGAAUUUGUGACAGAUCCAACAGAAAAAACUCGUAUACAAGGAGAUUUAAUUAUACUUGGAAGUGUAGCGCCACUCGAGUAUUCUGAAAACGCCCCUGCGGUACCACCGGUUUCCCAUGCACUCCCUACGGAUACCCUUUUGGCGCGAUAUGCAUUCUCCCAAGCACUAUCACGUUCUACAGCGCUUUCAGGUCUUGAAGAAUCACUUGAAGACUACCUUUCCUCCGUAGCACUGCUCCCACACUCCCUCGAGAAGACGGGGAAGCCUGGUCUGAGCAGGGAAGCCCUUAUCAAGAAGCUCGGAGCGCUCAUGAAGUUUCGCCAGGGCCUUAACCUCAACAGGGAGAACUUCUCUGACACUCCAGACUUGUACUGGACCGAGCCUGAAUUAGAAGGUUUUUUCAAAUCUAUGACAGCGGCUCUCGAAGUGAAGGCUAGAACCAACGCGGUUAAUGAAAAAAUAACCUACGCCACAGAGGUGCAAUCAACUCUCCGUCAGCUACUUACGGAGUCAUCUACUCAUCGGAUGGAACUCGUUAUCAUCGCCCUAAUCGCCGUGGAAGUUGUCAUCGUACGUCCCUCUGACGUUUAUUUCAAUUUUUGCCUCUUCAUCGUGUGCACCUUCCUAUUUCAGGCUCUGAUACGGGAUGGCCCGGAGCUCUGGCAAAUGGCUUUUGGCUCUCCUCACGUUCAAGAUCAGAUACCAGCGCCUCAUUCAUAGGCGAUUUAGAUUCGCCAUCCUCAUUGGACAU